This is a messenger RNA of Botrytis byssoidea, 414 nucleotides long. RefSeq lists its product as uncharacterized. Lineage: Eukaryota; Fungi; Ascomycota; Leotiomycetes; Helotiales; Sclerotiniaceae. Gene Ontology annotation, biological process: microtubule-based movement. Gene Ontology annotation, molecular function: dynein intermediate chain binding. The record is from RefSeq and is a predicted model, not a curated record. The transcript is spliced from 3 exons. Gene Ontology annotation, cellular component: cytoplasmic dynein complex; cytoplasm. The coding region runs from base 1 to 414 and encodes 137 amino acids.
AUGCCUCAAAUGACCGACCAGCUUACUGGCAGCGGCGCUGAAGCUUUGGCGGAGACUUUAGCACGACUCUCUAAGAAACCCGGGGUAGAGGCGACACUGGUGCUUGAAACCUCUAGUGGUACCAUCAUCCAGAACUCGGGAUCGUUUUCGGCCUUCCGUUCAACCUCUAGAUCAAACAAUACUAGUGUUGUGACUGAAGAUUCGGGUACAGCAGCCAACACGGAGAGCCAAGGUAUCGAAGAAUUAGCUUCUAUGGUAUGGGAUUUUGUGAAAUCAGCCGGGGGACUUGUGCAGGGACUAGAUGUUGAGGAUGAGGUUAAACUCCUGCGUCUACGAACGAAGAAACAUGAGCUUGUGAUUGUCCCGGAUCCAAAAUACAUACUCGUUGUUGUGCAUGAAACACCCCCAGCUUAA